This is a messenger RNA of Closterium sp. Naga37s-1, 6981 nucleotides long. The record is from the annotation of a GenBank genome assembly. NCBI's taxonomy places the organism in Eukaryota, Viridiplantae, Streptophyta, Zygnematophyceae, Desmidiales, Closteriaceae.
AUGGAGCAGGUGCAGGAGGAGUUGCGGCGGGAGCGCGAGCUGCUGCGCAGCACGGAGACGGUGGCGGAGGCGGAGUGGCUGCGGCGCGUGGCGGCGGAGCGCGCCAACGCCGCCCUGCAGCGCGACGUGGAGCGCGCGCAGCUAGAUGCGGACGAGCUCUGGAGCGCGCUCGAAGCGUUCCGCGCGGAGGGCGCGGGCGUCGCGGAGCAGCUGCGCGUGCAGAUGGAGGCGGCGGUGCGCGAGGCGGCGGAGCGCGAGCGCGCGCACGGCGCGGCCAUGGCGCGCGUGGACGAGGAGGUGGAGCGCCUGGCGGAAGAGGCGGAGGCGGCGGCGGAGCGCGAGGAGCUGGCGGCGCAGCUGAUCGACCGCCUUAAGGACCACAACGCGCUGCUCGCGCGCCAGCUCGCGGCCAUGGCGAAGCGCGCGGGCGCGGGGGGUGGCGCGCGCGCGGGGGCGGAGAGCGGGACGGAGGCGGAGGAGGAUAACUUCGCGUUUGAGGCGAGCGGGAAGGCGGCGCGCGGGGGGCAGGGCGGGGAGGGGAGCGGGGAGGGGGAGAGCGAGGGGGAGAGUGUGGGGGAGAGCGGGGACGCGGAGAGUGUGAGUCAGUCGUAUGAGGAGGGCGAGGCGUCUCCGCUUCUCCAGGCGCAGACGCGCAGGCAGGGCGCGGGACUGAAUAAUUUUGAAACGGGCAGCAUGGCGGGCAGCAGUAUAACGGGCAGCAGUAUAACGGGCAGUAGCGUCCUGGGUAGCACAAUAAGGCAGCGGACAGGGUGGAUAGGCCCGGGGGAAGGCGCGGGGAGAAUGGGCGCAGAUAACCGAGCAGUGGGGGGGAAUGAGCGCACAGGUGGCGCGUAUGGGCUGGCAGGGGAGGGGGAAAGCCCUAGCGGGUUAGCAGGCACGUCCCCCACACUCUCUUUCACUCCCCCCCCGCAGCACUCUCCCCUGCACCACCAGUAUCCAUACCAGCAGCAACCGUCGCGCAUGGCAGGGGGAGACGAGGAAGACGAGGAGGGAGAGGAGGACGAGCUGGGCGAGGAGGGCGCGGAGGAAGAGGAAGAGGAGGGACUUGCGACAGAUUCGGAGUUUUCUUUCUCAGUGCCCGUCCCACGCAGCGGAGCGUGGCGGGCGGCUAAGGAGAUCGCGUCUCUCUACUACACAGCGGGAGGUGCGGGAGACGAGGACUUGGAGCGGGAGGAGGAGGAGGCGGAGUUUGCUUUGCUGCAGGAGGAGAACGAGCUGCUGGCAGAGGAGGUAGCGCGGUUGCAGGAGCAGGAAGCUGUGAGAGGGGGCGAGGAGGAGGGGAAGAGCGACGAGGAGGAGGAAUUGAAGGAGGAAGGCGACGAGAUUGCAGAGAUGAAGGGGAGGAAGCAGCGGGGGAGCAUGAAGGGGAGAGGGAGAGGGGAGAGAGGCGAGUCGUGUGCAUCCUCCACCACCGAUCGCUCCGACAGCCAUCUGCUGCUCUCUGGCGCCACUCCUAUAGCUAGCAGCGGUGCCCUGCAGGUGCGGGCAGCUGUAGGACUGAAAGAACUCCAGGCGAGCCGGGACGCGCUGCGGAUCGCCAUGAGAGGAGUCAGAGAGAGAGCCGCUCUAGCAGCAGAGGCACAGCAGAGAGUGGCGGGGAGUCAGGGGCGGAGAGGGAAGGUGGGGAGGAAGGCGGAAGCGGGAGCAGUGGGGGAGAUGUUGGCAGAGGUGGAGGAGGAGGUGGUUGAGGGGCAGAGUCUUGUGGAGCGGGCUGAGAGGAUCGUGGCGAGAAUGGCUGCGUUGGAAAGUAAGGGAGCGGGUGUGGGGAAGAAGAUGGAGGGGAAGAGGAAGAGACUGGCUGAGCUGGAGGCGAGGCUGGGGCUGGCUCCUAGGAGAGUCGCGGAUCUGCUCGGCGCAAUCCAAGCGCCUGCGCCCGCCUUCUCCUCCGCCAGUCAGCGCAUCGACUCCGCUCCGCCGCAGCAUCUGCCGGCUGACCCUGCUAGCGCCACCCCGGCGGAAGGAUCGGACGGCGCACGCACCGCUCCGUUGGCGGCUUGCGAAAGCGGCGAUGAAGAGGACGAUCCGAUUUUAGCGCGGCGUGAGGCGGAUCUCGCGCCGGACAGAGCGCGGAGCGCGCCCGACGAGGAUCCAAUACCGUCCGACGCAGAUGGCGGUGGGGAAGCGGCGAGCGCCGUGAAUGGAGGGCGUAAGCAUCAACUCUACCAUCUCACACCCGCUCCCCUUCCGUGGAUUGGCAACUUCUCUCGGCUGCAGCAGCUGCACACUCUGCUGCCCUACGUCCCUAUUUCCAACCCUAAGCUCAGUCCAGCCAUUUACGAGUCCGUGCUGGUGGAGAUGCUAGUCUCCCCGCACUCCUCCUACCAUCGCCAGCUGCCCCCCACAUUAGCUCGCUGGCCGCCUGCCCUCUACAACCUGGGGGCCGUCAUUGCUGCCGCGGAGAAGCGCCUGCUGCAGCAUGGCAGCGCCAUACAGCUGCAGCUCCUGGCGGGCCUGUAUGUGCGCAACAGAGACUUCAUCGAGGCUCUUGACGUCUAUUUACGCAUUCUGGUGGCGCAGCACAGGGCACACCACACUGAUUUGAACGCUUCCACCAGGCUAACGGAGUCAAAUGGGCUAACGGAUUCAAAUGGGCACACGGCUAGCCAUGCUCAGGCGCCUGCUGCUGCUGACAUGGAUGGGGAUUCUCAAGGGCGCGUGACAAGCCAUGCUGACGUGGAUGGAGAACAGUUGCAUUCACCAGUGAAAUCACCUGUUAAUGGCAAGAUAGCAGGCAAAGACGCGGCAGGCAGAGAGACAGCUCACAAAGAAAGCAUCCAUACAAGGGCUGACAGUCCAUUCUCGGAAGACCACCGCCGAUACCCAGCGCAAGAAUCCACUGUCUCAUCACCUAACGAGUCAUUAACAAGUGCAAAAUGGCCGGGACCCGAUGUUUUUGAGUUUAUUCGAGAGCACAGGCUAGUGCGCCACCUCCUCUCUCCCGCCCCCGACCACCACCACCGCCUCCCCUCCCUCUUCCUCAUCCACCCGCGCCGUGCCGCUGCCCUCCUCGCCGACCACAUCGCUGUCGCGCCGCCCGAAACCGUCGUCCGCCAGCUGCUGGGCGUAGAUUCGCCGGCCGAGAUCACCGUUGCGCGCCAGCUGUCGCCGCGUGGUUCGGCAGUAGAGCUGGUGGAUGGAGCAGUAAAUGGGACUGGUGAUGGGGAAGGAAGUGAAGUGGUGCUGACCGGGAGAGAGAGGCGGAUGGCGCUUCAUUGCUACCUGCGUGAGGUGUUUGAGCGAAUGCCAGAGGUGGCAUCAGCGUUUCAUCCCAUGCAGGUUGAGCUAUAUGCAGACUUUGACCGCCGCCUGCUGCUGCCCUUCCUGCAAUCAUCCGACCACUACCCCCUGCAAGACGCUCUAAACCUGUGUGUGCAAAGGGGCCUGGUGGAGGAGCAGGUGUUUCUGCUUACACGCAUGGGUGAUUACAAAGAAGCGCUAUCACUCCUGCUGGACCGACUCAAGGAUAUGAACCGAGCAAUAAUACUGGCCAGGGAGGUGAAAGAACAGUACGUGUGGAAUUUCCUCCUGAAACGAUCUGCCACAAACCCGCGCUUGGUGGCAGCACUCAUGGAGCAAGCCACAGACAUCUUCUCUCCCAAUCAGCUGCUUGCUGGAGUCGCGCCAAACACUCACCUAAAAGAGUUGCGGCAGCAUCUGCUGGCAGUACUGGCAGCGUCAGCAACAGAGGUGUCUCUCCGCCAGGGCUGCAUUGCCCUCUUGCAAUCCGAGUGCAUCGACCUCCUCUGCCUCUUCAUCCUCCAAUCGCAGUUCGCCGCCCGCUUCUCCUCCACCUCCGCUGCACCACGCCACCUUCCCCUUCUCCCCCUACCAUCUUCCACUGCAACAGCAACAAGCACGCUGCUUUCUCCAUAUACUUCCUCUCAGGCCACCUCUGGGUUGUUUUGUGGUGGAGUGGCUGGGACGUCACUUCUCAGUCUGUAUUCCCGCAAGCCGUUUCGAAGGAAGGCGUUUAUUGGAGAAACUGCUGGCAGGGGUAUCGAAGGUGAUGGGAGUGAUUUGGUGGGGAGGGCAGGACAGGAGGAGGGCAAGAAGGGGAGUGGGGAGAGGGAGGAGAUGGAGAGGAGGCGGAAGGAGAAAGAAGAGGCGAGAGCUGUGGCUCUGGCGUUUCGACAGCUGGAAAUGGGGGAAGCUGGUGAUCAUGGAAGGAUAAAGGAGAGAGGAGGCGUGGAGAGAGCUGUGAGAAGGGGAGGAGGAGGGGGGAGAUUGAAUGGGCUGCAAGGAGCUGUUGGUUCUGACAGUUUUCUUCCCUCCAUAUCUCAAGUAGAGGACGAGGAAGAGGAUGAGGAUGAGGAUGAGGAGAGAGAGAGUGAUGGGGAGGAAGAGGAGGAUGAGGUUCUGUGGAGUGAGCAGUGGUCGUCUGCCCCACUCUUCCCUGCAUCUGGAGGGCUGAAAAUAGCAACAAUUGCUGUUGAAGCUGGUGAGGGUUACAGGGGUGAUAGCAGAACAGGUAGUAGCCAGGUUGAUGGGGGGAAAGGGGGGAUGGGGGAGAGAGGUAGAGGAGGACUGCUUAGAGCCUGGAGCGAGGUGUUUGAGGGAGAGAGAGGGGGGAUUGUGGGGAGCAAGGACGGGCUGAGACGGGCAGGAAGUGAAGUGCCAAGAGGGAAAGAGGAAGGCAUGGGUGAGUUUGAUGCGCAGAGAGGGGAAGUUGUGAGGUUGGAGGGAAGGCAAGAGGUGCAGGGUAACAAGUUGAAGAGGAGGGAGGUUGAGAAACAGGAGUUGCUGGGUGGGGGUCCUCCCCGGUGCUGCCUGUGUCUAGAUGCACUGCAUCUGCACCAGCAGGAAAUUGCGUGUUUUUUCUGCAUGCAUGCAUACCAUGUGCCAUGUUUGGAGGUAGCAUUGAAGCUGGGAGGAAGGGAGAGUGAUGGUGAAAUGGGAGGGGCUAAGGUGGAAGGAAAAAAUGCUCGACUGACAGAGAAGCCUAUGGACAGCACUGAGAAGGCUGGAACCAGAGCACCGCUGGACAAGGAUUUCGACCUAGACGACCUGGAGGUCAAAUUGGCAGAGCUGGAGGCGGAGUUACUAGAGAUAAAUGCCAACGCUGAGAAGCUUCUACGAAGCCGGAAUGAGCUGAAUGAAUUGCAGCUCGUCCUUGAAAAGGUGGAUGCUGCUGUCCACCAGAGGGAGUUUGAAGAAGCAAGCUUGGGCCGGGAAAUAACGUCUGACACUGCACUGUUAUUGGAGCAGGAAAUGGUCUCAGAACCUGGCAAGCAGAUGCGCCUUGGAUUCGUUACAGGGCUUGUCCCUAAGGUCAAGGCUGCAACAUUUGAGAGGAUUUUGUUUCGAGCAACUCGUGGAAACAUGUACCUUAAGCAGGAGGAGCUUGACGAGCCAGUAGUGGAUCCUGCAACAGGAGAAGAAGUGGAGAAGGUGGUCUUCGUUGUGUUCUUUGCUGGUGAGCGAGCUCGGACCAAGAUCAUGAAAAUCUGUGAGGCAUUUGGUGCAAAUCGUUACCCGUUUCCAGAGGACCCACAGAAACAGAGGCAAAUGCAUUCUGAGGUGAUUGCACGGUUAUCAGAGUUGCAGACCACCAUUGAUGCAGGCAACAGACACAGAGAUAGUUUGCUGAACAACAUAAGCUACCAGAUCGAAAACUGGGCAAGCCUGGUUCGGAGGGAAAAGGCUAUAUACCACAUAUUGAACCAGCUGUCCAUUGACGUCACUCGCAAGUGCCUUUUGGCUGAGGCAUGGUGCCCCGUGUAUGCGAAGUCAGAGAUUCAAGAUGCUCUUCAUCGUGCAGUGACCAUGAGCAAGGCAGAUGUGGGUACUAUCUUUCAGACGAUUCGGUCUGGCGAGUCCCCUCCGACAUACUUUAAGACCAACAAGUUCACUGGUGCUUUUCAAGGGAUCAUCGAUGCCUACGGCAUGGCACGAUACCGGGAGGCCAACCCUGGGGUUUUCACCAUCAUCACCUUUCCGUUCCUCUUUGCUGUCAUGUUUGGUGACUGGGGUCAUGGCAUCCUGAUGCUCCUUGCAUCCCUUUGGCUUGUCAAGAACGAGAGGAAGUUGGGCUCCCAGAAACUUGGUGACAUUAUGGAGAUGGUGUAUGGAGGCCGCUACCUCAUCCUGCUUAUGUCUAUUUUCUCCAUCUACACUGGCUUCAUUUACAACGAGUUCUUCGCUGUCGCCUUCGAUUUUGCCAUAUUUGGUGGCUCGGCAUACACUUGUCGCACCCCAGACUGCGGUGAUGCAGCCUCUGCUGGUUUGGUGAAGACAGGCAACACGUACCUGUUUGGAGUGGACCCUCGGUGGAAGGGCUCUCGCACAGAGCUGCCCUUCUUGAACUCACUCAAGAUGAAGAUGAGCAUUGUGCUGGGAGUCACUCACAUGUUUCUGGGCCUUGCUCUCAGCCUCUGCAACGCCCUCUUCUUUGACCUGCCACUCAACAUUUGGUACGAGUUCAUCCCACAGGUCCUAUUCUUGGCUUCUUUGUUUGGCUAUCUCUCGCUGCUCAUCAUAGUCAAGUGGGUCACAGCCUCCCAAGCUGAUCUUUACCAUGUCAUGAUCUACAUGUUCCUUAACCCCACUGAGCCACUGGGAGAGAACGAGCUCUUUUGGGGGCAAGGAACACUUCAGAUCGUUUUGCUGCUUAUUGCUCUCAUCUCGGUUCCAUGGAUGCUUUUUCCAAAACCUCUGAUUCUACGUGCUGAGCACAUAAAGAAGCGUCAGGGGCGAGCGUACGCAGCACUGAACUCAGACAAUGAACUGUAUGAGAUGGAGGCGUUGCACCCAGGGGAGGAGGGCCAAUUGCACCAUCAUCAGCAUGAGGAGGAGUUUGACUUCGGGGAGGUGAUGGUGCACCAGAUGAUUCACACCAUUGAGUUUGUGCUGGGCGCCGUAUCCAACACGGCCUCCUACCUGCGUCUCUGGGCUCUCAGCUUGGCGCAUGCCGAGCUUUCGGCUGUCUUCUUUGAGCGAGUGCUGCUUCCAGCAUUUGAGUAA